AUGGUCAACGGCUCCCCUGGCAGCGUCUUGGAGGACGCCGAGUUGGUUGCUAUACCAAGACAGCGGCGUCAGCAGCGCCCAUCGGCUGUUGCUGUCCUAUCUCCCUUAACAAAGUCUAAGUUACCUUGUCUGGCGCAGAUCCUGGCCCGGUGGGGGGAGAAGUGGCCACAACGACAACAGCCGCAGCAGGCGGAGGAGCCGACGUCGGACUCGACCCUCCGUCCCCCCGCCUCAUCAGUGGCACGGAAAGAGGCCAACUCCGCCUCUAUGUCAGAGCGUUCUGCGCCGUGCUCCGUCUCAGUCCGCCUUGCGACGACUGUGCAUCCGCCAGAAGGACGCGUUCUACUUCUUCCUCCUUUAUAA
This is a messenger RNA of Spirometra erinaceieuropaei, 363 nucleotides long. Lineage: Eukaryota; Metazoa; Platyhelminthes; Cestoda; Diphyllobothriidea; Diphyllobothriidae. The record is from the annotation of a GenBank genome assembly.